Molecule: messenger RNA, 6084 nt
Organism: Seriola aureovittata
Lineage: Eukaryota; Metazoa; Chordata; Actinopteri; Carangiformes; Carangidae
Gene: pld1b
Product: phospholipase D1b
Exons: 26
Coding region: 257-3376 (1039 amino acids)
Biological process (GO): intracellular signal transduction; phosphatidic acid biosynthetic process; cell motility
Molecular function (GO): D-type glycerophospholipase activity; phosphatidylinositol binding
Source: RefSeq, a predicted model, not a curated record
AGUGCAUGUGUGUGUGCAUGUGUGAGAGUGUGUGUGUGUGAGAGCGUGUGUGUGUGUGUGUGAGAAGAUUUAAAGAGAGAGAGAGAGAGAGGGGAAGAGCAGCUUCUUGAUUUAUUUAGAGUUUGUUUUCUGACGGAGAGACAGUUCAGGGAAGUGAGGACGUGAUGAUGAUGAUGAUGAUGAUGAAGAUGAUGAUGGGCUUCCCUCAGCCUCUGCGGGCUCAGGUGAGCCCCGGGCUCCACACUGAGUGCUAACCAUGCUGCGACAGUCGGAGCCGACUUCCAGCACCCUGCAGCUGGUUGCCAAUGAUAUGACCGGCAUCAUGGAGACGCUGGACACCCGCGAGCUCGACCUGGGAGAUGGAGAGUACGACACAACCGACACCAGCACCCCAGAGGCGCGUUUGCCCUUCACGGCGAUCUACCACACUGUGGGUUUCAAGGAGCCCGAGGCCAAAGUCUUCCUGUCCUCUCCGAUCACGGCCAAGAUCCUGGAGGUGGAGCGGUUCACCUCGGCUCAGGACCGUUUCAAUGUCACCACGCAGAGGAGUGUGAACAAGGCGAUGCCGGCGGUGUUUAAGAUAGAGCUGAAACAUGGGGAGUUCACGUGGGUGGUGAAGAGGAAGGAGAAACACUUCAUGGAUCUCCACAGAGAGCUCAGGACGUACAAGACCUUCAUGAGGCUGCCGCUGCCAACACGCAGUCACACGAUAAAGAGGCACACGGCGGCGAGGAGCGAGGAGAGACAGAUGCCGAACCUUCCCAGAGGAGGUGGAGACGAGCUGGGCAGAGAAGAGCAAGUGUCCAGCCGGAGGAAACAACUGGAAGAUUACUUGAACAAUCUGCUAAAGAUGCCGAUGUACAGGAACUACCAUGCUACGAUGGAGUUCAUUGAUGCUAGCCAGCUGUCCUUCAUCCACGACCUGGGACCAAAAGGCUUAGAAGGAAUGGUGCUGAAGCGAUCUGGUGGUCAUCGGAUCCCCGGGUUGAACUGCUGUGGUCACAGCAAAAUGUGCUACCGCUGGUCCAAACGCUGGCUGGUGGUGAAGGACUCCUUCCUGCUCUACAUGAAGCCGGACUCGGGGGCCAUCUCCUUCGUGAUGCUGGUCGACAAAGAGUUCAGCAUCCUGAUGGAUUCUAAAGACACGGAGACGAGACACGGCGUCCGCAUCGACAGUCUCUCCAGGUCCCUGGUGCUGAAGUGCAGCAGCUACAGACACGCCCGCUGGUGGGGUCAGGCCAUCGAAGGCUUCGUCCAGAAGCACGGCUCCGCCUUCCUCACCGACCACCGCUUCGGAUCCUUCGCCAGACAGGAGGAGAACAUCCCCGCCAAAUGGUAUGUAAACGGGAGAACAUACAUGGAGGACGUGGCUGAUGCUCUUGAAGAGGCCAAAGAGGAAAUUUUCAUCACAGACUGGUGGUUGAGUCCUGAGAUCUUCCUGAAGAGGCCGGUGGUCGAAGGAAACCGCUGGCGUCUCGACUGCAUCCUGAAACGCAAAGCGCAACAAGGAGUUCGAGUCUUUGUGAUGCUGUACAAGGAGGUGGAGUUAGCUCUGGGCAUCAACUCAGGAUACAGCAAGAGGACGCUGCUGCACCUGCACCCCAACAUAAAGGUGAUGCGUCACCCGGACCACGUCUCCUCCGCCGUCUACCUGUGGGCGCAUCACGAAAAGAUCAUCGUCAUCGACCAAUCGGUGGCCUUCGUGGGCGGGAUCGACCUGGCGUACGGACGCUGGGACGACAAGGAACACCGGCUGACGGACGUUGGGAGUGUGACGCUUUCUAACUUGGAGCAGGCCAGCGCUGCGCCUCCCAGUAAAGCCGCCGCCGCUUCCAACGGCAGCGGCGCCGUUUCCCAGACCAAUGGGAAGAACAUCUUUACGGUGACGGACUCGGUGGACCAGCCCAAGCUGAAAGGUCAGGGGAGGCCGAAGAGGACGAGGUUCAGCAUCAGGAGACACCUGCAGAAACACGGCCUGGCUCAGGCCGACAGCGACAGCGACCUGGAGGCCGAAGAGAGAAGCGGCUCAGUGCGUAGUCUGCACACGGGGGUCGGCGAGCUGUUUGGAAACACGCGGUUCUGGCACGGGAAAGACUACUGCAACUUCGUGCACAAGGACUGGAUCCAACUGGACAAACCUUUCGACGAUUUCAUAGACAGACACACAACUCCCAGAAUGCCUUGGCAUGACAUCUCCUCAGUGGUUCACGGGAAAGCAGCUCGGGACGUGGCCAGACACUUCAUCCAGCGCUGGAACUUCACAAAGCAAGUGAAGCCAAAGUACCGCUCCCUGUCGUACCCGUACCUGCUGCCCAAGUCCCACACCACGGCCGGAGAGCAGCGGUACCAGGUCCCCAACUGCAUCCCCACCAAAGUACAGAUCCUUCGCUCGGCCUCCGACUGGUCGGCCGGCAUCAAAUACCACGAGGAGUCCAUCCACAACGCCUACAUCCACGCCAUCAAGAACAGCCAACACUUCGUCUACAUAGAGAAUCAGUUCUUCAUCAGCUGUGCAGAUAACAGACAUGUUUUCAACAAGAUAGGAGACACGAUUGCUGAGCGCAUCAUCAGAGCGUACAGGGAGGGUAAAAAGUACAGAGUGUACGUGGUGACGCCUCUGCUGCCAGGCUUCGAGGGAGACAUCAACACCGGAGGAGGCAGCGCCAUCCAGGCUGUCAUGCACUUCAACUACAGGACCAUGAACAGAGGAGAGCACUCCAUCAUCUCGCAGCUCAGGAGAGAGAUGGGAGAACAUUGGAUAAACUACAUCUCCAUCGCUGGUCUGAGGACUCACGCCGAGCUGGGCGGGAAGCUGGUCACCGAGCUCAUCUACGUCCACAGCAAGAUGCUCAUCGCCGACGACAACACCGUCAUCAUCGGUUCUGCCAACAUCAACGACAGGAGCAUGCUGGGAAAGAGGGACAGCGAGGUGGCGGUGAUCGUGGAGGACUCGGAGACGGUGACGGCGGUGAUGGACGGCGAGAAGUACCAGGCCGGAAAAUACGCUCUGCAGCUUCGACUCGAGUGCUUCAAGAUGAUCCUCGGCGCCAACACGGAUCCCUCCAUCGACCUGUCAGAUCCCGUCAGUGACCAGUUCUACAAGGAGGUGUGGAUGGCCACCUGCGCUCGCAACGCCACCAUCUACCAGAAGGUUUUCCGCUGUCUGCCGUCCAGCGACGUGCGUAACAUCCUGGAGCUGGAUGGCUACCUGGCCAAGACGGGCCUGGAGAAGGAGGACCCGGCCCGCGCUCACGAGGAGCUGAAGAAGAUACGCGGCUUCCUGGUCCAGUUUCCUCUUCAGUUCCUGUGCGAGCAGAACCUGCUUCCUCCCAUCGGCUCCAAGGAGGCCAUGGUGCCCAUGGAGGUCUGGACCUGAGCCGGAGGGACAGAGACUCACCUGUGUGUUCAUGUGUGCAUCAUGUGGAAGGCUUCCAGGUGGAUUACGCCCAACCUGCUGCCAUUUUGGAGGUUUUAGUUGCUGCAUUUAUGCUCUUAAAAAAUCAUUUUUAUUGAUACAUUAAACAAACAUCUCCACCACUCAUCAGCUGUCAAACAAUACUGUCAUUUCACCCUGAAUUUAGACUCCCAGGUGACAUUUCAGCCCAAAGUGUGAUCCAUCCAGCUGUUAAAUUCACACUGACCUCAGGUCCAGCUGUCAGCAGCUGUAUCUGUGGUGCUUAAAAGACGACAGUGUCGUCGCCAAGCUGAAAACUAUUUAUAUGUUCAGUGAACAGUAGAGUUUUUAAGUAGACGACAUGAGACACUUUACUCUGCCACAGUAAUUAGAAACAGUUAUAUUACAGACAUAACUGCAGUAGCUUCCUGUUUACAUCCUUGUUUGUAGAGAUUUAGAUUAUUUCAACAUUAACAGUCACCUCCAAAAUGGCGUCAGCUGUGGCGGAGGCAGGUUUGUGACGAAGCCUCUGCACCGUUACACCCGCUUAGAUUACACAAUAUCAUACGAGACUGUAACCUGUUAAAAACUCACAUGUACACGUAGCUCGUUGUUUUAAACAGAUGCAAAACACAAAGUCGACCAGCCGAUGGAGCGUUGACCUCUACAGUGCCUGAAAACCUGGGCCUCACGUUUACAAGAAGAAAAGAGAAAAAAAAGUAGAGAAAGUGAAGUGAUCAACCGUGAAGCCUGAAGCCUCCUGCUGCCCAAGCUAUUACUCUAUAAUCCCCUUUCACAAACGGCUCGCUCCUCCAUUCUCUGACAACACUAUGCAACGUCAAAGUGGGCCGGCGAACGCAGCUCUGACUCUUCUGUGUUGAGACGGGACGGUUUGAAAAGACACUAAAGGAGACUUUGAUGAAAACACUGGUGCAGAGAAGAGGAUGAAGAGCUGUCGGACGUCUUCAGCCAUUUUCUUAAAACAAAAAACAAAACAAAACAAUCUCUGAACCGUGCUUUUAAUGUUUAUGUCAAACAGAAAAUCACAAGUGCCAAAGGAGACGGACUGAUAUUGAUGAGACAGUACAUUUAUUCAUUUACAUUCCUCAUACUGUGGAUGCUAACUUCAGCCUUAAGUGACCUGUUUUAUACUCUGUCUUUCUAGUUCCUUUGGCUGUGCUUUAUUUUAUGGAUGUGCAAUUUUCUUCAUCAUUUCCUGAAAGUUUUCUGGAAAGAAGUACAGUGCAGUAAUUUGGUAGUAAUUAUAAGAAAAAUAUGUUUUUCCUCAGAGGAUUUAACAUAUUCAUCCAGUUGUCAUUCCUCAUCAUUAUUCUACUUGUAAUGGUUAGAUUUAAUUACACCAGUAGUUAUUCAUAAUUAAUUAUUCUUUCCAGAAAACUUCCAGGAAAUUUGAAACUUGAAUAAAAUUGUUAUUAUUCUUUUCUUUUUUUUACCGACACAACACACAGAUUCAACUUUAUAUCAGUUAUAUUUGCUAAUGUUGGUUUGUUAGAUAAAGUGUUAGCAGUUUCAAGUGCAAAAUUUCAUUUCACCAUUAGCACCCAGAUGUUUUUUGUACAUUCAAAAAUACAUGAAGUGUUUUUUUUUUUAGUCUUUAGGGUUCAGUACAACAAGCUGAGAACACCGGAUUAACAUAUUGUCACCUCGUAAAGUUGUUGUGGUGAACAUGAACAUGUGUUCCAGCUGCCUGCAAGUGGCCAGAAAAAUCAGUGAAUACAGGUUUAAGAUUGCAUGAAUAAUAAAAACUCAAGUUCAAGUUUGUAACAGCUAUGAAAAAGGUUAUAAAAAGACAUGCAACAUCUGUAUUUUUUUGGAAACCUUGUGGCUGUGUUUCCUUCUCAAAUUCCAAACUCAAACUGUCGUCUCUGGAUUUCCGAUUUUCUGACAUGUCUGGAACGUAGCAUCGAUAUCUCUCAGUGUCUUCCUCGUUGGUCUGUAUGUGAUCUGCAUGAUGCUGUUUUUUUUUUAUUACCAAAAAACAUCACAGACGUUUCCUGUAGCUGACAGCAUGACAGCAGCUCGUUGCCAUUUAACAUGACAGGUAGAAGCAUGAGCCCUGCAAGCUGAAUGGUUGCGUUUAAAGCCAUGGACUUUGUUGAUGCUAACAAAAAGUGUGCCUGUCUACAAGCUGCGUGUCAGAUAUACCUGGAACUUCUACAUUUAAUAUUUAUGGGAAAUGGGCCCUCGUACGUGCUCUUCUUUUUAAUCUUCCUCUCUACCUCCCUGUGUUUCUACCUCCUGCUCCAGUGGUUUUAAUCUUUGUCAUGAUUUCAGCUUUUCAAAAAUCAUGAAACGAAGUAAAGACGCCAAUGCGAUACCAGUCUGUUUUCACCUAAAUCCCAAACUGUAAAGGAAACAGAAAAUUGAACAGAAAUAAAGUCAUUAACUUGAAUGGUUUCAUACUUAACUAUUCAGAGCACAUGGAUUAAUUCUUCACUGUCCUCAAACCUGGGCUGUAGAGGUUGACGAAACACUGACCCGUCCCGUCUUUUUUUUUCUUUGGCUUUAACCACUGUGUCUCUCUGAAAAUGCACUAUUUGCACAGACUGUUGUUUUCUUGUGGCAACCGCUAAAUAAUGAUCUGCAGUACCACGUCAUGUGUUGCUUUUUGUGAAAUGAUGGAAUAAAUAAAUGAGGUGUUAAUAAGUCAUUAAAUGGAUCGGAUUUUA